Fomitopsis serialis is the source of this 514-nucleotide messenger RNA. RefSeq lists its product as uncharacterized. The transcript is spliced from 3 exons. NCBI's taxonomy places the organism in Eukaryota, Fungi, Basidiomycota, Agaricomycetes, Polyporales, Fomitopsidaceae. Bases 49 to 420 code for a protein of 123 amino acids. The record is from RefSeq and is a predicted model, not a curated record.
CCACGCUUGCGCCGCAGAGACGCGUCUCGACGUCAUCGAAGCAUUCAAAUGCUCGAUGAUGACAUGCACAAAGCGUCCCCGACCAUACCUCUCUGUCGGCCGGGACAUCCAGCGGGCUUUCACCGCGCGCGCCCUCCGGCGCAUGCAAGAUUGCCGUCAAAUUUCUCUCUUUCACCGGCUACCCUUCGCAGCCAGCACGCCGUGCGCCUUCACCAGAUUGUCGCGGACAUUGGGCCUCCCUUAACACGGCGGUCUAUUCGAGCCCGCCGCUAUCAACAAGCCAUCCAGGGCUUGCUUACGCGCGAAGUGCUGUUCCAGUUCGACACCUCCACUCCGUCUCCUUUCGCCUCGCCAACCCGCAUUCGAUCUUCCGGGCAGCCCUGGACGCCCGUCGCGCUCCGACCUCCAUUUCAGCAGUAGCUCGCCGAAGUCACAGGGGGGUUCGUAGAUGCCCGGGAGUAUACAGUAGAACGUUCCUUCUGUACCUCGUAAACGACUUCUCUGUCACGGGCUG